CGGCGGAAGGAGACUUGGAGGUUGUGCUGCUCUUGGGUUACUUGAAUCGGACCUAAAACCUUCAUCUGGUCGGCUGUGCUCCUUUUUCAGGGCUGUUGGAUGUGAGGGUCCUGUCUUUUUCAUUUUCAGAGCUGAAUGUCUGGGAUGGAAAACAAAUAAAAAGGAAAUAGCUGCAGGAUGAAAACAUGGCCGCACCCCUUCUUGCACCCCCAGGACCUGACAGCUUCAAGAAAUUCACCCCGGAGUCACUCGCUAACAUCGAGAAGCGCAUCCAGCAAGAGAAGAACAAGAAACCACCCAAGCCCAGGUCGGACAGCAGUCACCGUGACACGUCUGAUGACAAUGAACUCAAGCCCAACAGUGACCUGGAGGCUGGGAAGAGCCUGCCGUUCAUCUACGGCGAUAUUCCUGAUGGGAUGGUCGCCACACCGCUGGAGGACUUGGACCCGUACUAUUUGAACCAGAAAACAUUUAUAGUCCUAAACAAAGGGAAAACAAUCUUCCGCUUCAGUGCCACGCCCUCCUUGUACAUCAUAAGCCCUUUUAAUAUAUUUAGGCGAAUAGCUAUUAAGAUUUUGAUACAUUCGUUAUUCAGCAUGAUCAUCAUGUGUACCAUUUUGACCAACUGUAUAUUCAUGACAUUUAGUGACCCUCCAGAGUGGUCCAAACAAGUAGAGUAUACCUUCACAGGUAUCUAUACGUUUGAGUCGCUUACAAAAAUUGUUGCCAGAGGCUUUGCCAUCGAUGGCUUCACCUUCCUUAGAGACCCGUGGAACUGGUUAGACUUCAUGGUUAUCUCUAUGGCAUAUAUAACAGAGUUUGUGGACCUUGGGAAUGUCUCGGCGCUGAGAACGUUCAGGGUUCUCCGAGCAUUGAAAACUAUUUCUGUCAUUCCAGGCCUGAAGACCAUUGUGGGUGCUCUGAUCCAGUCUGUGAAGAAGCUAUCGGAUGUGAUGAUCCUGACCGUCUUCUGUCUCAGUGUCUUCGCUCUGAUUGGGCUGCAGCUCUUCAUGGGGAACCUACGAAAUAAGUGUGUAAUCUGGCCAAUCAACAUGACCGAGCGGACCCUUGCAAAUGGCAGCAGGGGCUUUGACUGGGACGAGUACAUCAUGAAUGACACUAAUUUCUACUUCCUCCCUGGUCAGCUUGAUGCUCUGUUGUGUGGAAACAGCUCUGACUCAGGACGUUGUCCAGAGGGCUUCACAUGUAUGAAAGCUGGAAGGAACCCUAACUAUGGUUACACAAGCUUUGAUAGCUUUGGAUGGGCUUUCCUCACCCUCUUCAGACUCAUGACUCAGGACUUCUGGGAAAAUCUCUACAUGCUGACUCUACGUGCUGCAGGAAAGACCUACAUGAUCUUCUUUGUGUUGGUCAUCUUUGUUGGCUCUUUCUAUCUGGUGAAUCUCAUCUUGGCUGUGGUGGCCAUGGCCUAUGAGGAGCAGAACCAGGCAACUAUUGAGGAGGCGGAGCAAAAAGAGGCUGAAUUCAAAGCCAUGCUGGAGCAGCUCAAGAAGCAGCAGGAGGAGACACAGGCUGCUGCCAUGGCAACUUCUGCAGGUACGGUGUCUGAAGCUGCCUUAGAGGAUGAAGGAGGAGGGCACCUGUCCCGCAGUUCUUCUGAGGUAUCCAAGCUGAGCUCCAAGAGCGCCAAGGAGCGGCGAAAUCGCAAAAAGAAAUGGCGUCAGAAAGAGCAGGAGAAAGAAAAGGGGGACAGUGAAAAGGUUGUAAAGUCUGAGUCGGACGAUGGCAGCAAGAAAAGUACGAUUCGUUUUCCAGGAAGCAGACUGGGGAGGAAGACAUCUAUCAUGAACCAGUCACUACUCAGCAUCCCCGGCUCUCCCUUCAUGUCGCGCCACAACAGCCGGAGCAGCAUCUUUAGCUUCAAAGGCCGCUCCAAGGACAUGGGCUCAGAGAACGAGUUUGCAGAUGAUGAACACAGCACGGUGGAGGAGAGCGAAGACCGCCGAGGCUCCCUGUUUAUCCCUUACCGUCGCAACAGCUACAGUGGCUACAGCCAGGGCUCGUCACGCAUCCACCCACUGGCACCCCACUCUGGAGGGAAGAGGAACAGCACAGUGGACUGCAAUGGCGUGGUGUCUCUCAUCGGCCCUGGGCCCGGCAGACGGCUUCUGCCUGAGACGACUGACGUGGAGAUAAAGAAGAAGCACUCGGGCUCCCUUAUGGUAUCUGUGGAUCAGCUCAACUCCUCCCUCAAAGGAAAGGACCGGGCCAACAGUCAGAUGAGCAUGGUCACCAACACACUGAUUGAGGAGUUGGAGGAAUCUCAGAGAAAGUGUCCUCCCUGCUGGUACAAGUUUUCGAACACCUUCCUCAUUUGGGAGUGCUGUCCCCUUUGGCUGACGAUCAAGCACAUAGUCAACUUGAUUGUCAUGGACCCUUUUGUAGACCUGGCUAUUACAAUCUGUAUCGUCCUCAACACUGUCUUCAUGGCAAUGGAGCACUACCCUAUGACUCCACGCUUUGAGGAUGUCUUGUAUACUGGCAACCUGGUCUUCACUGGUAUCUUUGCUGGUGAGAUGUUUGCCAAGGUGAUUGCCAUGGAUCCCUACUACUACUUCCAGGAAGGCUGGAAUUGUUUUGAUAGCUUCAUCGUGACUCUGAGUUUAGUUGAGCUGGGUCUGUCAGAUGUGGAGGGUCUGUCCAUGCUCAGGUCAUUCCGAUUGUUGAGAGUGUUCAAACUAGCCAAGUCAUGGCCCACCCUAAACAUGCUGAUUAAGAUCAUUGGUAAUUCAGUGGGGGCUCUGGGUAAUCUGACUCUUGUGCUGGCCAUCAUUGUCUUCAUCUUUGCUGUGGUUGGCAUGCAAUUGUUCGGCAAAAGCUACAAGGAUUGUGUGUGUAAGAUCGCCCAGGACUGCGAGCUGCCUCGCUGGCACAUGAACGACUUCUUUCACUCCUUCCUGAUCGUGUUCAGAGUGUUGUGCGGUGAGUGGAUCGAAACCAUGUGGGACUGUAUGGAGGUUGCGGGACAGAGCAUGUGCCUCAUAGUCUUCAUGAUGGUCAUGGUCAUCGGAAAUCUGGUGGUGCUGAACCUGUUCCUGGCCUUGUUGCUGAGCUCAUUCAGUGCUGACAAUCUUGCGGCCACCGAUGAUGAUGGUGAGCCCAACAACCUCCAGCUGGCGGUCGGCCGCAUUAAGAAAGGGAUUGCCUGGAUCAAGUCUGGCGUGCGGCUCCUGGUAUCCACAUUGCUCAAAAAGCCCAUAGAGGAUGAACAGAAGCCGCUGGACGAAAUGUACGAGAAGAAGCUGAACUGCAUCGCAAACCACACAGUGGACAUCAACCGAGAAUUAGACUAUCCUAAAAAUGGCAACGGAACAACCAGCGGCAUUGGGAGCAGUGUGGGAAAGUACAUGAUUGAUGAAGAUUACAUGUCCUUCAUCCACAACCCCAACCUCACCGUCUGUGUUCCUAUCGCUGUUGGCGAGUCCGACUUUGAAAACCUCAACACAGAAGAUUUCAGCAGCGAGUCAGAUGUGGAGAACAGCAAAGAUCUGGAUGACACCAGUUCGUCUGAGGGCAGCACAAUAGACAUUAAACCUGAUGUUGAGGAAGUAGCUGUGGUGGAGGUUGUGGAGGAGUACGUUGACCCUGAUCCCUGCUGGACAGAUGAGUGUGUGGCGAAAUACAAAUGCUGUGAUGUUCCUAUCACUCAUGGAUGGGGUAAACACUGGUGGUUCCUGAGGAAGACAUGUUACCUUAUUGUAGAACACAACUGGUUUGAAACCCUCAUCAUCUUCAUGAUCCUGCUCAGUAGUGGAGCUCUGGCCUUUGAGGAUGUCUACAUUGAGCAGAGGAAGACAGUCCGUAUCAUUUUGGAGUACGCUGAUCGGGUUUUCACUUACAUCUUCAUCUUGGAGAUGUUGCUGAAAUGGGUGGCUUAUGGCUUUGUCAAAUACUUCACUAAUGCCUGGUGUUGGUUGGACUUCUUCAUUGUGGAUGUGUCUAUAGUCAGCCUUAUAGCUAAUGCGUUGGGCUACUCCGAUCUAGGCCCAAUUAAAUCACUCAGGACACUGAGGGCCUUGAGACCCCUCAGGGCCCUGUCACGUUUUGAAGGGAUGAGGGUGGUGGUGAAUGCCUUGGUGGGUGCGAUCCCCUCCAUCAUGAAUGUGCUGCUGGUGUGUCUCAUCUUCUGGCUCAUCUUCAGCAUCAUGGGUGUCAACCUGUUUGCUGGGAAGUAUUACUACUGUUUCAAUGAGACCGCUGAGGAGAUGUUUGAGAAAGACGUUGUGAACAACAAAACCGAGUGUUUUGUGUUCAUCAAUUCAAACCACACGGAAGUCAGAUGGAAAAAUGUCAAGAUCAAUUUUGACAAUGUGGGUUCAGGAUAUCUGGCCCUUCUACAAGUGGCAACAUUUAAAGGCUGGAUGGACAUCAUGUAUGCAGCAAUAGACUCAAGAAGGGUGGAAGACCAGCCUGUCUAUGAGGACAACUUAUAUAUGUACAUCUACUUUGUCAUCUUCAUCAUCUUUGGCUCUUUCUUCACAUUGAACCUCUUCAUUGGUGUCAUCAUUGAUAACUUCAAUCAACAAAAGAAAAAGUUUGGAGGUCAGGAUAUCUUCAUGACGGAAGAGCAGAAGAAAUACUACAAUGCCAUGAAGAAACUAGGCUCAAAGAAGCCACAAAAACCAAUCCCAAGGCCUCAGAACAAGAUUCAGGGUAUGGUGUUUGACUUUGUGACGCAGCAGGUGUUUGACAUCUCUAUCAUGAUGCUCAUCUGCCUCAACAUGGUCACCAUGAUGGUAGAGACAGACGAUCAGUCUAAGGAGACAGAGGAAGUGCUGUACUGGGUCAACUUCGUCUUCAUUGUGGUCUUCACUGGAGAGUUCUUGUUGAAGCUCUUUGCUCUGCGUCAUUACUACUUCACGAACGGAUGGAACGUCUUUGAUGUGGUUGUGGUCAUCCUUUCAAUCGUGGGAAUGUUUCUGGCUGACCUGAUCGAGAAGUACUUUGUGUCACCAACGCUCUUCAGGGUCAUCCGAUUGGCUCGUAUUGGCAGAAUCCUGCGUCUCAUCAAAGGGGCCAAAGGAAUCAGAACUCUACUGUUUGCCCUGAUGAUGUCACUUCCUGCCUUGUUCAACAUUGGCUUACUACUUUUCCUGGUUAUGUUCAUUUUCUCCAUCUUUGGCAUGUCCAACUUUGGCUAUGUGAAACACGGGGCCGGAAUUGACGACAUGUACAACUUUGAGACCUUUGGCAAUAGCAUGAUCAUCCUGUUUAUGAUCACCACAUCAGCGGGAUGGGAUGGCCUGCUGCUGCCCAUCCUGAACUACCCUCCAGAUUGUGACCCCCUACUGGAGAAUGCUGGCACCCCAAACACAGGAGACUGUGGCAACCCAUCAGUGGGCAUCUUCUUCUUUGUCAUGUACAUCAUCAUUUCUUUCCUUAUUGUUGUCAACAUGUACAUUGCCAUCAUCCUGGAGAACUUCAGUGUGGCGACGGAGGAGAGCGCUGACCCGCUUAGUGAGGACGACUUUGAGACCUUUUAUGAGAUUUGGGAGAAGUUUGAUCCCGAUGCUUCCCAGUUCAUCACAUAUGCCAAGCUUUCUGACUUUGCUGAUGCACUUGAACACCCACUCCGAGUCCCCAAGCCCAACACCAUUGAACUGAUUACCAUGGACAUGCCUAUGGUGAGUGGCGACCGCAUCCACUGCCUGGACAUCCUGUUUGCUUUCACUAAGCGUGUGCUGGGUGACAGCGGCGAGUUGGACAUGUUGAGACAGCAAAUGGAGGAGCGUUUUGUGGCGGCGAAUCCCUCCAAGGUCUCUUACGAGCCAAUCACCACCACUUUGAGGCGUAAACAGGAGGAAGUGUCAGCCAGAAUCAUUCAAAGGGCCUAUCGCGCAUACCUGGCCAAGCGGGGUUUUGUCUGUAAGAGAAAACCAGCCAAUAACAAAGUGGAGAACACUGGGAACAAUCAGGAACAGGAAAAGAAGGAGGGCACUCCCUCAACUGCCUCCCUGCCCUCUUAUGACAGUGUAACCAAACCUGACAAGGAGAAACAGGAUGACAACAACGAGGGCAAGGGAGGGAGGAAAGAGAAAGGAAGAAACCAAAAAGACAUCAGGGAAUCUAAAUGUUAGAGCGUUGGAGUACUAAUCACAGUAAUAACAAUAAAAAAUAUAAUAAUGUAACUUCAAGCAAAGCGAGAGGAAACUCACCCACACAGAUGUACAGAUUAUUUCAUUUGCAAGUCAGAAAAAGUAGUAUUCAAUAAUUUUGUUUACAGACUUCAUUCUUAUAUUGAUGCAGAGGGAAGCAGCUUGGUCUGUUACAGCUUGAAGACUCGUGAACUUCAGUCAAACCAAACAUAAUCAGCAUACUGUGUGACUUUGUUUUAUCUAGACUACUGAGCUUGACAAAAGAGAAUGAAAAACAGACAAGGUCUGUGUCUGCUGAAAGGCAGUUGCUCACUCAACACUGGUCUACAAAAGACAAGUGACUCUACACCAAGAGAUCAUAUCGAAACAAGGAAUUCUGCAUCUGGAUUCAAGUAAUGGAUUCCUAUGGACAACAGUGUUGUAAGACAAAAACAAGGAUGCUGCUUGAUGCUGAAGAAUCGUUCUUGUAGGGCAGUAAAUGAGUGGUUUUGAGUCAUUUAGCACUUAAAUGUAUAGAGGGGCAAAAUGGCACACUCACUCUAUAAGAGCAAACAGAAGGAUGACUGGUGAGUGAAAGACACAAAUGACAGAGAGUUGGAAAUACUUCUGUUUUAUUAAAGCUAGAAAUUGUUCAUUUGAGCAGCAAAAAUGCAAACAGACAAAAAAAGAACAAUAUUCAACAUUUGCCCAUGUCACUUAACUCUUCUACUCAUUUUAUCUUUGUUAUACCCACAUCAAAACGCUUUUUUUACAUGGGCUUUCACACCAGUUGGUUAAGGGUCUGUUUAUUAUGGGGUCAACUUGGGCCAAGGGCUUACAUUUACUCAGAAAGAUUUCCAAACAAAUACAUAAAUAAUUGUGCUUGUUCAAUGCAUAGAAAUGACUUGCAUGAUGGCAUGUUUUGAUCAGAAAUCUUGCAUGAAUUAUCAUAGUCCACAAGACACUAAUACUCAGACCACAACAGUGGCUCGACUGUAAGAUUGAGACUUUGUCAAAAAUUUGAAAGCUCAGAGUUCAGAGUAAUAUGUUUAACAAAGAUUUUGGGGUUGAUUAUCUGAAAAGGUUCUGAAUUUGUAACUCAUUACACAACCCAUUACAAUAUGUUUGAAUAGUUGCCUGUACAGACAGAAGAAUGCAAUAUGAGGGUAAAUGAUACCACUAAUGUGGAUCAGUGGGUAAAAUCCAAACUAUUAUUUGCUGCUUUGGAGAUUUGGGGUGUGUAAGAUGUGGAAACAGAUGUCUGUGUGUUUCAUGGGACUGAUGUGUUUGUUAACUUGGAUUGAAAUGUUUUAAACUGCGCUAACCUUUGAAUCUAAAGCUUAUAUUUAUAAUUUGUAUGCACCUAUGUAAUGUUCCAUGCCAUCUGCCUUUAGUUUUGUGUGAGCGGGCAUUUGGGAGUCCUACUGUCGGUUCUAAGUGGUUUGUGGGGAUUUCACAGGUUUGGCAAACUCCCUCCUACUUCUGAUGUUUCUCUGUAAGUGGUUAGACCUUUCUAAUAAGGGCUGAGAAGUCUUUUUACUCUUUAGUUAAUGUCAUUUAGUGUUAUUAAGCUUCUCCACACGUGUGUCUUUUUUUAUUUUAUUCCCUGAUGUGAUAUUGAUUGUCAAUGAGUCUUACUUUAAGCACUUUUAUACGCCACAUCAAAGAUGAUUUUGAGGGAAAUGGUCUUGUGCUGGAACACAUUUUCGGGAGUUAAUAUUAUCCUAUUUUAACAAGAAACAAAAAAUAUGAAUGGAUGACGGAAACAUUGUGUGUGGAGAAGCCAAAGAGAUCUGCCUUGUUAUCCCUUGUUGCCCUUUGUCCAUGGAGUGGGAUUGGGUGAAAUAUGCCCUGCCCAUUCAGUUUUUUUUUGCUGUCAUUACUCGACAGAGAGACCCUAGAAAUGUAUGCAAUGCUUGAAAAAUUCAUCCCUUUUCUCAGGAGAUAUUAUAGAUGUACUAUUAUGAGCUCUGCAACAAAAUGCAAGUGAAUGUGAUGGGAGUAUUUAUGAAAUCAUGUUUUAAUCGUUUGUGUUUUAUGCCAUGUUGACGGACAAUGAUCUCGGCUUGCUGCCUUAUUUUGGCGGCCUCCUGGUCUGGAGCCAGUGUGGCGCUUUAUGCUUACAAUGCUUAGAAUUAUAGGGCUAGAAGCAUCUCAGUGAAACAGCAACAUUUCGCUCACUUGUAUUGGCAGCGUUUAUAUUGAUAGCAGAUAACAUUUGUGGUUAAGUCAUUUCAGUAAACACACUAAUGUUCACCCUGAUAGCAAUUACAGACACAGGAAACACUGUGAGGAGAUGUCAUGAGAGUGAAUUGGGAUGUGUUGGUGCGAGCAGCACGUGUACCUCUGUGGCUGUUCAGUGGAUAAGCCCGUUAUUUCAGUGUUUAACAACAAAAGUGCUCUGAGCCUCUCAUUUGCCAGUUUUCUUCAUUUUGCUCUACUGCAUAACAAAUACCAAAUAACUGACAGAGCACUCGAUGCAUCCUUCUGGUACUAUGAGCCGAAGCACCACACCACAGCUUUUGCACUUCCUGUUGUGCAGUGAUGUCACUUCCUAUUUAUGAAUAACUCCCUCAUCCAUUCUCAAAGUUCUAUGGUCCAGUUGCUGCAUGAGAUCUCCAAAAUCAGUGUGGGUGUUAACUUGAACCAAAUAAAAUUCUGAAUGAUAAGCAUAAAAGCUACUGCCGUCCAUUUUCUCCAAGAUCACCACGGAAAUACGGAAAGAAACUGAAAAAUAGACAUUUAUUUGGUAAAAAAGGAAUUAAAAACAACACAGUUCAGGCUAUGAUCCAAGUGGCACAAACUGCAGAAGUGAAGAAUGGACUUUUUAAAGAAACUAUAAAUAAUGUAAUAUAAUGUUUUCUUUUAAUGGCAUGUGUAGUUUUUUGUAAAUACAGAAUUACUUAAAAAACUACUGCUAUUAAUCUAACUCUAAAUAUUAAUAACCAUAAAUAGAAUGGCUUCCAGCUGACACCCCUCGUCACACUUGUUAGGCUGUGACACAUUUGUUAGAUGAGGUAGAUUUUUUUCAGUCACUUUUCACAAAAAAGAGGAAAAGAAUAUAUAUUAAAAGCAGAAAUUGUAUUUAAAAGUGUAAAAGUCAGAGCAUAUACAGGUCUAUAUUCCAUAUAUAUUAUAUAUAUAUUCUAUCAUAUAUAUAUAUAUAGUAUAUAUAGUCUCCUGUCCAGUCCUUGAGGUAAACCAGAACCACAAAGUGUAACUGAUAAUGCUUCUAUCGUGUGUGGUAUGUUCAGAGACAAACCAAAACUCUGCAAACUUCUGCAUAUUGGGUACCAGCGUACAAUGCAUGGUGUUGUACUGGCUGCUUGCUGAGAAUUGUGGAGCCUGCCUUGGUGAGAGGAUUGCACUACCAGCAUACCCUUUUGUACAUGUGUGAAGAUGUCUUGCCCCCUAGUUUCCUAUACUGUACACAUAAAAAUAUACAGAAAGACAAAUACACACAAACUAACAUGCACACUCUCCCAGCCUUUAGCAGGUAGCUGCCGGCUCAUCAGUGUGCCUCCCCAUAAGCCACAGCUCACUCUUCGUGUGGUAAUUUUUUUGCUUGUUUCAGCUCUAACCCUCCUUUAUGUUCCCUCCCUUAACACACAGCUACGGUUUGGAGUUGACCUUUUGAUUUUUGCUGUCACUUUCAAUAUAAUAUAACUACUGAUUUAAGGGUUAGUUGUCUUAACUGUCUGUGUGUUUGUUUAUGGUGCAAUAUCUCUUAACGGCACGUGCCUUUUUUUAGCUUCCUAUUUAGUCUGUCAAUAAAAAUCAGCAACGAGGAUCUCAAAAAUACAAGGGAGUGAAUCAAAACGGAGCACGAUAGAAACAAUGUAUUGAGUUCAAAAUUAUCUUGUAAACUGAAAACUCACCACCUAGUGUAGACUGUCUGGACUAACAUCUUGUAGAGUCAUGUAGUACAAGUGCUCUCUCUCUGUGUUCUGCUUACUGGCUCAUGGGCUAGUAAGAGAACAGCUUGCCUUCUGUUUUAACACUUUUUUUUCAUUUCCAAAUGUUAGUUUAUCAAUCAGUAUAUGAGGCCAUUUCUUUUGUAGCAUGACUGAGAUAAAUUUUCUUUUCUCUCCUGAAAAUAGGCUAACUGAAAUAAAGAAAAAAAACUUUCGGCUGUCAUUAUCUCUUGGCACUAAUGCAGUCAGAGAGAGGACGUGUGUUGCACAACUACAUUGGACAAUUAAAUGAGAAUCAGUGAAAGAAUAUCUUCAUUUGAGCACGAAUCUAUUUCCAAACAAUAAAG
Molecule: messenger RNA, 10356 nt
Organism: Cheilinus undulatus (humphead wrasse)
Lineage: Eukaryota; Metazoa; Chordata; Actinopteri; Labriformes; Labridae
Gene: scn8ab
Product: sodium channel, voltage gated, type VIII, alpha subunit b
Exons: 28
Coding region: 186-6098 (1970 amino acids)
Biological process (GO): membrane depolarization during action potential; sodium ion transmembrane transport; neuronal action potential
Cellular component (GO): plasma membrane; voltage-gated sodium channel complex; axon
Molecular function (GO): calcium ion binding; voltage-gated sodium channel activity
Source: RefSeq, a predicted model, not a curated record